Messenger RNA from Microtus oregoni (creeping vole), 4356 nucleotides. Its product is annotated as probable E3 ubiquitin-protein ligase MID2. The coding region runs from base 1 to 1530 and encodes 509 amino acids. The record is from RefSeq and is a predicted model, not a curated record. The transcript is spliced from 9 exons. Gene Ontology annotation, molecular function: protein binding. NCBI's taxonomy places the organism in Eukaryota, Metazoa, Chordata, Mammalia, Rodentia, Cricetidae.
AUGAAACAUCUCCAUGAUGACUCUCCAGCACCGUUCUUCUCCCCACGCUGCCACUACGGAGAUACAGAUGUUAAGGAUGUCACUAAGGCAAAGUUGUACCCCUCUGGCUCCCACAAUUUCUCCUUCCCAUCUUCGGCGGAGUCGGAGAGGGACCCGAUGGAGAUCUCCAAUCUGGGCUCUCUCUUUGCCUAUUGUUUGGCCGUGGGUCUCUGCAUCUGCUCCCAUCAGGUGAAUACGGCUAUGCAUGAGGCAAAACUUAUGGAAGAAUGUGACGAGUUGGUAGAGAUCAUCCAGCAGAGGAAGCAAAUGAUUGCUGUCAAAAUCAAAGAGACAAAGGUUAUGAAACUGAGAAAAUUGGCACAGCAGGUUGCUAAUUGCCGCCAGUGUCUUGAACGGUCAACAGUCCUCAUCAACCAAGCUGAGCAUAUUCUGAAGGAAAAUGACCAAGCCCGGUUUCUGCAAUCUGCAAGAAAUAUUGCUGAAAGGGUCGCUAUGGCAACUGCAUCUUCUCAAGUUCUGAUUCCAGACAUUAAUUUUAAUGAUGCUUUUGAAAACUUUGCUUUGGAUUUUUCUAGAGAAAAGAAACUAUUGGAGGGGUUAGACUACUUAACAGCCCCAAACCCACCAUCUAUCCGAGAAGAACUUUGUACCGCCUCCCAUGACACCAUUACAGUCCACUGGAUCUCGGACGAUGAGUUCAGCAUCAGCUCCUAUGAGCUUCAGUACACCAUAUUCACUGGCCAGGCUAACUUCAUCAGCCUGUAUAAUUCAGUGGAUAGCUGGAUGAUUGUGCCCAACAUUAAACAGAACCAUUACACAGUGCACGGCCUCCAGAGUGGGACACGCUACAUCUUUAUUGUGAAAGCCAUAAAUCAAGCGGGCAGCCGGAACAGCGAACCCACCAGACUGAAAACAAACAGCCAACCCUUUAAACUAGAUCCCAAAAUGACUCACAAGAAGUUGAAGAUCUCUAAUGAUGGAUUGCAGAUGGAGAAGGAUGAAAGCUCUCUGAAGAAAAGCCAUACCCCGGAGAGAUUUAGUGGAACGGGGUGUUAUGGGGCAGCAGGAAAUAUAUUCAUUGACAGUGGCUGCCACUACUGGGAGGUGGUCAUGGGUUCUUCAACAUGGUAUGCAAUUGGUAUUGCCUACAAAUCAGCCCCGAAGAAUGAGUGGAUUGGCAAAAAUGCCUCCUCCUGGGUCUUCUCGCGGUGCAAUAGUAACUUCGUGGUGAGGCAUAACAACAAGGAAAUGCUGGUGGAUGUGCCCCCACAGCUGAAGCGGCUCGGUGUCCUCUUGGAUUAUGACAACAACAUGCUGUCUUUCUAUGACCCAGCUAACUCUCUCCAUCUCCACACUUUCGAUGUGACCUUCAUUCUUCCAGUUUGUCCAACAUUCACAAUCUGGAACAAAUCCCUAAUGAUCCUGUCUGGCUUGCCUGCCCCAGAUUUUAUUGAUUAUCCCGAGCGGCAGGAAUGCAACUGCAGGCCUCAAGAAUCCCCCUAUGUGUCCGGGAUGAAAGCUUGCCAUUAAGUGUCAAGAGAGCAUGUAAUUCACUGGCUCUCCAGUUCAGCACUCUUCCCCUCCUAAGUCUCCAUUAGUGUUCCAUAUGAGAUACAAAAGAAAGUUCAUUGGAAGCACCCGUCCUAAAUAACUAGAUAUUGUAGAUUUAAUUUUUGUACAUUAAAGCUUAUGUUUGAAUUUAUGUAUUGAGUUACUCAGAACAAAUUAUCUGAAUAGUCUGGGUUUAUGCCACUGGGGAAGAAUUUUAGAGACUGUCUCUGUCAUCAUUGGAGAAUUAAAAAUUCCCAGUGAUUUGGGAUUAUAAAUGAUACUGGAAGGAAUUAGCCUUUCUAGCAGUGGCUAGUUUGACCAGGUAGAAUUUGCACAGUGUCUAAUUAUUGCAUAUUAUAUGUUAAUAAACUAACAAUCGAGGUGUUAUGAGAAUAUCAUACAUGUGUAUAUAUAAUAUAUAAAAUGACUGAAUUCAUUUUAUGAGCAAAAUGACAUAGUUCAUUUUAUCUAUUACAUAUAUACAAUAAAUCUUAAUUUGCUCAUUUAAGUGAGAAACAUAUUGAGAAGGAAAAUAAAUUAUACUGCCCAUUCUUAUUUCCGAGAUGAAACAUCACAGUAGACUGACAUUGUUCUCUUCCUCCCUUUGUAGCCUUCCUUUCUCCCCUCUUGUCACACGUACAAACACAUGCAAUCACAACGCAGGAAGUGAGAAGAGCUCUUGGUUAGAUUAGGAGAGAUCUGUGGACAAGAUGAUAUAAGAGAUGCUAAUGCUACAUUGAAAAUUGAUUCCAGUAGAAGUGUGCCAUGUAGCAUAAUUUCAUUAAUAUUAUUUAAUAGAGAUUUAUUUGAAUUAUUAAAAAUUGUCAUAGAAUAUUUCAAAGAAAUAUAGUUUUGUUACUCUCAAAUGCAUAGUUAUUAGACUUAAGCUAAAAAAUAGAGUUCCUUAAUGGAGUUUCUUCAGAACUCGCCUUACUUGGUCAGUAAGAAUAGUGUUACAGGUUCAACAACUCUAUGAAUACAAAUGUAUUUUCAGAUGGAGCACUCCUGAAAUGCUAUUUUCCAUGAUAGGAUCAAUACUCAUUCUUUUGUGAAUUUGUUUACGUUAUUCACUCGCUCAGCAUCCCCUUCAUGACAAAUAGCACAAAUCCCAUCCUACUUUUCACCAGACUAGUUAAAGGAAAUUGAGCUUCAUGGCUUGUGAUUUCACCAAUUAUUUUGCAAAGAUUGGAAACGCCAGAGAAAUAGAAUCUUCUCCCAGGAGCAAAGUCCACUCCUUGGCAGUUGUAGUUGUACGGCUGUGUGGCUGUAAAGCGACAGUAGUAGCCAUUACCUGGAUUGUAUGUAGCCUCGACGCAGUGUCAAAUGUUUGCCCCUCUUUCUACCAACAUGGCAGAUUCUUAUUUAUUAAUUUGUUCAAUGAACUGUUAGAUGCCACACUACAACUGCAAGAGUGCACAUAUUACUAAAAUUCAGUCCCUGCUGCCAAAUGACUCACUCUUAUGCAUAAGAGACAGCAUAUCAUUGUAAAUCUCGCCUAAUAACACUUAUGGAGUGUUUGCUAUCUACCAUGAAAAGCAAGAUCAGCGGCCAGACAAAAGGAAGGCUCAGAUUUACAAGUCAAGUGGCAAAGUCAGUUCCUUUGACUUUAAAUAUCAUAUGUACCUUACGGCUCAUCAGGGAAUAGGCAACCUCGGUACAGCUCAGCAGUGCUGGUAACAAGCUCAUGGUAUUAGAAGGCUCCCAGCCUUGAGACUGAGAUAGUCCUAGCUUCUCUGCCAGCUAACUAGCAGUGUGACCUCAGGAAAGCACUUCUCCGAGCCUGUUUCCUCUUCUGUAAAAUGAUUUUCUGUUAUAAGGCUGGUGCGAAGGUUUAUAAAGGUAGUGUGUAUCAGUUGCCUAGCACGGCACCUGGCAUCCACUAUGUGUGCCACCAACAUACCCAACACUGGUCAUUUGUUUUUUAUGCCCUUUUAAGUUUUAGUUCUAGGAACAAAGCUUUAUUCCCCAUUCUACUUUUGACUGCAGCCUGGAACUACCUUUCCCUCAGUUAACUAGUGACCUCCCAAACUGGUAUAUGUGGCCCUCUGGGGCACUCCCCUGGCACACUGAGCACCCCUUCUCAGCAAUAAUCACAUUGUAUGAUAGUAUUUCUCAGAAGGUCAUUUUCAGAAGGCCAUCCUCAGAAGACCCAUUUUAGAACCACCCUCCGUGAUUUGUUCCUUGAAACAAUUUAUGCUUGGCUUUUACUCCUGAUAUAUUUAAUUACACUAUCUGGGAACAUAAAAAAAAACUUAGAUUUGUGAAAAACUUCUCAGGUUAUUCUGAUUCACACAAAAGUUUAAUGUAUAGUAAUUCUCUUUCCGGCUAGAGUGGGAAUACCUUGAGGGUAAGGACCGUGGCUUUUGUUGUUGCUGUAAUUUUAAGACCCAGCACAGUGUCUGGAGCAAAGUAGUUGCCUGACUAAUGUUUGUUGAAAGAGCGUACGAAUGAACAAAUGAAUAAUCAAAAUUGCUUUGUUUGACUGUAAUCUCCACUAGUGGUAUUUGUUAUUCUUGGACAAGUUGGUUACUUAUUUAGUCUGUAUUGAUAUUAGUUUGUAGAUGUACAAAAGAACAUUGUUCCAGAUUGGCAGUUAUCAUGGAGAAUUGUCUUUGGAGCAUGUGGUAUCAUUUUCCCAAUAACAUUUCAUGUUUUCAUGAACUUCAAUGAACCGUAUUGUUCUUUGAAGGUAGAUUUAAGUUUUCAUUAUAGGCAGAGUUAAGCCUACUGAAAUAGGCUACUGAAAUAUAAACUGGGAAAUUCAAUAGGGUUCAAUGAAGCUUGACUCUGAAAUCCCAACUUCUG